Gordionus sp. m RMFG-2023 is the source of this 1186-nucleotide messenger RNA. RefSeq lists its product as uncharacterized. The record is from RefSeq and is a predicted model, not a curated record. Lineage: Eukaryota; Metazoa; Nematomorpha; Gordioida; Chordodea; Parachordodidae. The transcript has 3 exons. The coding region runs from base 109 to 927 and encodes 272 amino acids.
UGAUAACUAUCUUCAUGCGUCUUAUUUUUUAUAGUAGUCACUUGAUGCAAGAAAAAGAUAAUCUAUCGACGACUUUUUGGUUACACGGGUUGUCACAAUAAGAAUGACAUGGACUUUGAAAAACUUUCUAUUAAGAAUGUACGCCCAAAUUCGUAUGGAACUAUGCGUAAGAAUUGUAUUAAAAAAUCCUUCGUUGAAUAUCUAGUCUGUAAUGGAGAUACCCUUCAAGGCAUUGCUCUCAAACAUGAUAUUGCAAUGGAUGAAUUGAAGAGAAUAAAUAGGAUAUGGACAAAUGAUGCAUUAUAUAUAAAUAAAGCGCUAAAAAUUCCUAUGCCCACUAAAGAUGUUAUAUUUAAUUCAAUUGAGGAAAAAUCUCAAUAUCUAAAUAAAUCACUAGAAAAUCAUUCCUCCAAUGGGAACCCACCAAUUUUCAAAAAUCAUAUACCAAAUAAUCCUAUAUAUACAAAUAAUUCCAUAAAAGAUGAUUACUUAACAAAAAACUCACCUACACCUCCCAACCCUCACCCCCUUAAUCCCAACUACUUUACGCUUUACGAAACGCGUCGCAAUUUGAUGGGACCCGAACUCAACCGGUACUGCAAUCAAACACCGCCAUGUUGGAAUCAACAAUCCGUCGUCAAGUACUCGUCCGCCGAAAAUUUGAACAAAUCAUCGAAAUGGAACCCUCUCUCUCACAACGCUCACGUCAUCGAGACUAAUGACACGAGCGCGUCUUCGCACGGUAAGGCCAAGAUGCCCCCGAACCAAGACCAAACCUCCCCUUCCAUCGUAGUCAGGAACGGGAAAAGUUUUGGCGGAUUCAAGGGCUCCUCGUCAUCUCUCCUCUCCAAUUUUUUCCACCCCUUAGCUAAGAGCGGUCCGGAAAAAUGCGACGAUGAUAAUCUCUCCGAAAUGAUCGAAUUAUGACGAAUAAGCUCAUCGGUUUUAGCGUACCUUUUUGAAGGUUUUUUUUUAAAAAGAAAAGAUUAAUGGGAAAAAUCUAUAAAGUCGCUCUCGUAUUAAUUUAUAGUCUUUUUUUUUUUAUCGAUUAAAUAUAUUUUUUUUAUAUAACACACAACUUUAAGCCGACUUAUUCUUAAUUAUUUAUUUAUAUUUAAAAUAUUUUUUUAUUUAUGUGCUAUAAAAUAAUAAUAAUAAUGUCUUCAUAAGGAAAAAAACUAUUACG